CUUUAACUUCUAGUGGUCGGUAUUUUUCAAAAAAAAUGGCUGCCUUAAAAAUAUCCAAAAAGAAGUCUUGUUGAUCUUGCCAUCUAAUACAAUACAAUCAUCUUUUAAAGUCCCAACUAAAUACUCUUAAAUUCCUAAUACCCAUCACCAUUUAAGGCCAUAAUCUUCCAUUAGUGGUGAAAACUACAGAGAAAUGCUCUUAAAUUUGAUGUUAUCACAAAAACAAUCAACAAUUUUUGCAGUUGUUCCCGCACAAUCCCCAUUGAAAAUGAAAUUGAAAUUGAAAUUGAAACUUACUUACCAACAUCAAUUUUGGGUACGAUCAUCAACAAAUGAUUCUAAAGACCGCAAAUUACCCUUCAAAAUUCCCCUUCAAUGGCGGAAUACCAAGUGGAAGUUCAAUGAUAUAGACCCAGAUGCUGUGAAGAAAAACUUGAAUACAUUGCUAUCAAGGACCCACAACUUCAUAAAUGAAGUGACUGCUCCGCUGGUCAAAACAGGAAAAUCUGAUGACAGUGAUGAUGUUGAUCUUCAUGACAGCGAGGACCUGCAUGUGGGAGAACUGAGCAUUCAGAGUGAACUGCUUAAUGGAAAUCUUUCUUUGGCUGCCGUUGUUUCAAUUGAACAGUUCAGUAGGAUGAAUGGAAUGACCGGCAAGAAAUUGAAAAAAAUAUUUGAAGCCCUUGUGUCUGAAUCCAUGCACAAGGAUGCUCGUAAUUUGGUCGAGUAUUGCUGCUUUAGGUUUUUGUCAAGGGAUAAUACAGAUGUUCAUCCAUGCCUUGAGGAUCUUGCCUUCCGGAGGCUGAUAUUCAUUACUAUGCUUGCAUGGGAAAAGCCUUACAGACUAGAAAAGGAAUCAUAUCCUAAUGGCUCUGAAGAGGCAUCUUUACAGACAAGGCUUGUCAGCGAAGAAGCUUUCAUUCGCAUUGCACCUGCUAUAUCUGGUGUUGCUGAUAGAUCAACUGUUCAUAAUAUCUACAAGGCUCUUGCUGGUGAUAAAGAGGGAAUCUCUUUCAGCAUAUGGUCCUCCUACAUUAAUGGUCUUUUGAAAGUGCACAAUGAAAGGAUUUCCUAUGAACUUGAAUUUCUCCUUAGUCCAUCAGAGCAGGUCUUGUGUGUGGGUUCUAGCAGGAAGCAGCCUGUUUUAAAAUGGGAGGACAACAUGGCGUGGCCAGGAAAACUAACAUUGACAGAAAAAGCCCUUUAUUUUGAGCCAAUAGACUUUUCAAAGAGCAAAAAAGUUGAGAGAUUGGAUAUCACCGGACAUGAUGCUCAGGUGAAGAGGACUAAAGUUGGUUUAUUUGGGUCAGAGCUCUUUGACUCAGCGGUCUCUAUUUCAGCUGGUGAUAAGGAGUCGAAGCCAUGGGUAUUGGAGUUUAUUGAUCUUGGGGGCGAUAUGAGGCGAGAUGUUUGGCAUGCAUCCAUAAAUGAAGUUAUUGCUCUUCACAAGUUUGUGCACGAAUAUGGACCUCAAGAAGAUGAAUCUAUUUCUCACGUUUAUGGUGCUGAUAAGGGAAAAGAAAGAGCUAAAAUUAAUGCGGUUAAUAGUAUUUCUAGACUUCAAUCACUCCAAUCUAUCAGGAAGUUAUUGGAUGACCCUUUGAAACUUCUUCAAUUUUCAUAUUUGCAAUAUGCUCCAUAUGGUGAUGUUGUGUACCAAACUCUUGCUCUGAAUUAUUGGGGCGGACAGUUACUCACAAAAUCUCGGAAACUACGGGGUGUUCAUCCAAAGAAUGCUAGGUCAAUGAAUGAGACUUCCCAAAUAAAUUACCAUGUCCAUGAUUUAGAUGGAAGUGUCUAUUUGAGGCAAUGGAUGACAUCUCCUACUUGGGCUUCUAGUAAUUCUGUUUCCUUUUGGAAGAUUACACCUCUUAAGGAAGGGUUAGUACUUAGCAAAAAUCUUAUUGUUGGUGGUGCGUCCUUGACAGAAAGGGCAUCAAAAAUAUGUCGAGAAAAAAGUAAAGUUCUUGAGAAAACGCAGGCUACUAUUGAUGCUGCUACCUUAGAAGGGAUACCGAGUAACAUUGAUCUUUUCAAGGAACUUGUUCUCCCUUUAUCAAUUAUGGUCACGAAUUUUGAAAAGCUUAGACACUGGGAGGAUCCAUUCAUGACCAUUGCUUUUCUUGGAUUGGUAUAUUCUAUUAUUUUCAGAAACCUGUUGCCAUAUGUAUUUCCUACAACAUUGAUGGUAGCAGCAACCAUAUUAUUGUCAUUGAAGGGACUUCGGCAGCAGGGUCGUCUUGGAAGAUCCUUCGGGAAGGUCAUUAUCCGUGACCAACCACCAUCUAACACUGUUCAGAAGAUCAUAGCUCUUAAGAAGGCUAUGCGUGACAUGGAGAACUAUCUCCAAAACAUUAAUGUCAUUCUUCUAAAAUUACGCACUAUUGUUCUUUCGGGUCAUCCUCAGAUAACUAAUGAAGUUGCCCUAGUCCUGUUAUCAUCUGCAACAAUCCUGUUGAUUAUCCCUUUUAAAUACAUCCUUGCGUUUUUCACAUUUGAUAUGUUUACACGUGAAUUGGAUUUCCGGAGGGCAACGGUCUUAAAGUUCAGGAGAUUUUUGAGAGAUCGAUGGGAAACAGUGCCUGCUGCUCCAGUUGUAGUAUUACCAUUUGAAAAUGACCAAAAGGGAUCGACGCAUCUCGACAAGGAAAUCAAUAAAUUGGAAGCACAAAAGAAAUCGAAGUGAAGAGCUUAUCUAAGGCACAGAAGGUGGCUAUAUAAUCAGAUACAAUAGAGCAAGUAAAGACUUCACUACGGUGGGAUCAUCAUAAAAAGUAUCUUCAACGGAAAUUUUCAAAGAAGUCAAGGAGUAAUUUGUUGUCGAACAAAUUUCUCGCCCCAACAGUAGUACUCGUCAGUCCUGAUUCAUGGCAGCAAGUUCGGAUUGGAGUUUUCAUCACAGCAGGCUGUUGUGCGGUUCCUAUUCCUGCGAAGCUAUGUCUUCCUCGGAAAAAUGAACUGAAGUUAUUGCUGUUGCUGGUUGUCUAAGACCCAAGUAUUUCGAGGUGCUACUGCAGCAACCUUUUGUGCAGGUAUUAUUGUUUGAGUUGUCAAAUGAGCAGCCAGCAACAAUACAACUAGUAGCAUUUGCUGAUAAUCUGAGUUGUCAUUCAGCGCAAUGCGGAGCUGUUAAAAGUCGUUGAUCUACCCGAUGGUGGCUUGAUGGUUGGCUGUACCCGCACCCCGGUACUCUUGUAUUACGGCAUUAUUCAAAAAGAUGAGCUUUAUUUUCUUUUCCGAUCUCGUAUGUGAAAUGGAUGAGAGACAUCGCGGCUCAUUUGAUUACUCGAUAGGAUAUGAAAAGAUGUGAUUAAUAUGGCUAUAUACUUGUAUGAAUUCUUUUCCUAUUAUUCUUUAUAUAAAACCAUGAAUAUAUGCUUUUAUCUUUAUUUCAACUAGUUUUGUUCAAGAAUAUAAGUGUAAAAAUGAGGUAACGGUAGCGAUCAUGAUAACAGAACAGGGAUGCGGUAAUGGGAGUGAUGCGGUUAUCAUAACGUCUAAAUAUCAGUCAAGUUAUAAGAUAUCCCUUGAUACGGUCCAAAACACGGUUUACACCUUUCGCGGGAAAUAUCGGGUCAUUUGUUUUGAAAACCUUUACAACGCGACCGAUGCGAAGCGGCGUUGUUUUUACGCUAUGAAUUAUGUGUACCUUUUUAUCUUUCUUAUUU
This is a messenger RNA of Amaranthus tricolor (Joseph's coat), 3668 nucleotides long. RefSeq lists its product as uncharacterized. The transcript has 12 exons. Bases 194 to 2686 code for a protein of 830 amino acids. The record is from RefSeq and is a predicted model, not a curated record. NCBI's taxonomy places the organism in Eukaryota, Viridiplantae, Streptophyta, Magnoliopsida, Caryophyllales, Amaranthaceae.